Messenger RNA from Triticum dicoccoides, 944 nucleotides. RefSeq names its product U1 small nuclear ribonucleoprotein C-like. Bases 111 to 944 code for a protein of 277 amino acids. The transcript has a single exon. The record is from RefSeq and is a predicted model, not a curated record. Lineage: Eukaryota; Viridiplantae; Streptophyta; Magnoliopsida; Poales; Poaceae.
AGGUUGUUAGUUUUCAGGUGGUGUUGCGGCUGCACGCCUCCGGCAUGCACCCUGAGCUGCUGUAAAAAACCAUGAGAUGAUUGAGAAAUCGGAGUGCAGGGCAGCUCACCAUGAUCCAACCUACCCCCCAGCUCCAAGCUCCUAAAUUACCUCGCUAUAAAACCUGCGUUGCUCACACCUCUCCCGCUCACCACCUCGCCGGCAACAACAGCACCCACGGAGCCAGAGAGCAGAGCAGAGCCAUGGAGCAGAGCAAGCCGUCCGUCUUCCUCGGCCUCCUCGUGCUCCUGGCCUGCGCCGGGUGGGGGCACGGCAUGCGCCUCCUCCACGACGACAGCGUCGGCGACGAGGAGUACGCCCGGGAGUUCGCCUUCGGCUCCAUGGAGGCCGCGGCGACCGAGACCGCGCCGCAGGACGCGUCCUUGGACGACUACGAGGACGAGAUCAGCCGGGUGGAGUUCGAGCCGGGGCGCGGCGCGUCCUACGACGCCACUGUUGCGCCCGGGCCUGCCCCGGGGCCGGCGACGGCGGGGAGCGACGCGGCCGCCGCAAGGACAGGCACCGGCAGCAUGAAGUGGUGGCUGCCGCCGUCGACGAUGCCGUCCUUCCCGCUGUUCCCGAACCCCGGCGGCAUGCCCGGGAUGCCGAUCCCUGCCAUGCCCGUGCCUUUGCCUGCCCUCCCCGGGAUGCCCGCCAUGCCCAUGCCGGGGGGCAUGCCUAUGCCCAUGCCAGCAGGGAUCCCCGGCGGCGGCAUGCCUAUGCCUAUGCCAGGAGGCAUCCCAGGGGGCGGCAUGCCGUUCAACUUCAAGCCGGAGGGAUGGGGCGCCGGCGCGGCGCCAUCGCCGCCCAGCCGUGCACAGCCGACGCCUCCUGCCGCCGGCGCGAGCGACGGCGCCGCCGACAGCAGCAGCGACAACCCCAACCCCAACGAGGCCAUCCACUGA